Anopheles gambiae (African malaria mosquito) is the source of this 4724-nucleotide messenger RNA. RefSeq lists its product as uncharacterized. Gene Ontology annotation, molecular function: nucleic acid binding. The record is from RefSeq and is a predicted model, not a curated record. The transcript is spliced from 3 exons. NCBI's taxonomy places the organism in Eukaryota, Metazoa, Arthropoda, Insecta, Diptera, Culicidae. Gene Ontology annotation, biological process: DNA integration. Bases 68 to 2221 code for a protein of 717 amino acids.
GCAGGAUGUUUGGCGCUCAAGCGUUGAUUGGGAUGAACCAGUACAUAUUGAAGAAUUGAAGAAGUGGAUGAUAUGGAUAAAACUUCUACCACAAAUCGAACAAGUAAAAAUAACCCGAUGCUAUUCGCAGCAAUAUUCCAUCAAUGAUGCUGAAGAUGUUCAACUACAUACAUUCGUAGAUGCUGGAGGGAGCGGAAUGGCGGCCAUUGUCUUUCUGAGAGUCGUUCAUGGACAAAACGUUCGCUGUUCUAUCGUAACAUCAAAAACAAAGGUGGCACCAUUGAAACUAACGUCAGUCCCGAGAAUGGAGUUGCAAGCAGCUCUUAUUGGAGCUCGACUAGCAAGCACAGUUGAAAAGGCUUUAAAGAUCAAAAUAUCUCGUAAAAUUUUCUGGAGUGAUUCAAGAGACGUAUUAUGUUGGAUUAAUUCCGAUCACCGCCGAUAUAGUCUUUUCGUUGGCUUCCGCGUAACUGAGAUCCUUGAGUUGUCGGAAAGUAAGGAAUGGCGAUAUAUACCCAGCAAGCAAAAUGUAGCCGAUGAUGCUACAAAAUGGACUCACCCGCCAAAUCUAUCUAAUGAUAGUCGAUGGUUCAAGGGACCUGAUUUCUUAUAUGAAGACGAACAUGAAUGGCCUUAUGCUGAUAAUGUAAAUAACUCAACAGAUAAUGAACUAAAAGCUAAUGUGUUAGUUCAUACGGUUUCUGCCACACCAACCAUACAUGUAGAGAAAUAUUCUAGCUGGCGGCAAAUAACAAAAGUGGUGGGAUGGAUUAAGCGAUUUGUACAUAAUAUUCGUAACAGAGUACAUGUCAAUCGAGGGCCAUUGCGAACGAGGGAAUUAGGCGAGGCGGAAAAUUAUAUUAUACAAUUAGCGCAGAGAGAAUGCUACGGCAUGGAGUAUAAUGAACUUAAACGAUUCACAACAUCCGAAAAUAGUGAUACACUAAAACUCCCAAAAACAAGCGCAUUAUAUAAACUCUCUCCUUGGCUUGAUCGAGAAGGAGUUAUAAGAAUGAAAUCCCGAGUAGCAGCAUGUCAUUACGCCACAGAAGAUGCAAAAUUUCCUAUUAUUUUGCCUAACAGACAUUACGUUACAAAACUAAUAGUUUUACACUACCACGUUAAGUACCACCAUCUCAAUGUUGAAACAGUCAUAAACGAAUUGCGUCAAAAGUAUUGCAUUAGUCGGCUCCGCCCAUUGUUCAACAACGUACGUAGGAAUUGCCAACAUUGUAAAAAUGAAAAAGCAGAACCGAACCCACCGCGCAUGAGUGAUCUACCACCAGGACGUCUAGAAGUUUUUUCCAGACCAUUCACACAUACAGGCAUCGAUUACUUUGGACCCAUAGAAGUCGCAGUGGGCAGAAGUAACCAAAAGAGAUGGGUAAUGUUGGCUAUCUGUCUCACGACUAGGGCUAUACAUCUUGAGUUAGUUCAAACUCUAACAACGAGCUCUUGUAUAAUAGCUCUAAGAAAUUUCAUCUCUCGGCGUGGCCGCCCAAGAAAAUUUUACAGCGAUCGCGGAACAAACUUUAUUGGUGCACAGCGAGAACUAGCGAAGCUAGAUAAAGAAUUCAAUGAAAAGGAUAUUGCAAAAGAGUUUGUAGACGCCGAUACGGAAUGGGAGUUUAUUACACCAGCAGCACCACACAUGGGUGGCAGUUGGGAAAGGUUAAUACGCACAGUAAAGUCAAACCUUAUGGCGGCGUGUACUUCCAAGAAGUUAUCAGAUGAAAUUCUCAACAACCUUCUCAUUGAAAUUGAAAACGUAGUAAACUCAAGACCACUUACUCAUGUCUCUAUUGAUCACGAUGCUGCACCUGCCCUAACACCCAACCAUUUCUUACUAGGCUCAUCGAACGGAAGUAAACCAUUAGUGCAACUAGAUGAUCAUGGACCUAGCCAGCGACAGAACUGGAGUACUUCUCAGAUCAUAGCCAAUCAAUUUUGGAAAAGAUGGUUGAGUGACUAUCUGCCAGAGAUAACCCGACGAUCAAAGUGGUUCACUCCAGCUACUCCAAUCAAAAUUAACGAUAUCGUGCUGAUAGUUGAUCCAAAGCUGCCAAGGAACUGUUGGCCAAGAGGAAGAGUGGUAGCAAGAAAGAUUAGUGCAGACGGACAGGUCCGCUCAGCAACAGUAAAAACAUCAACUGGAGCAGUCUACGAGAGACCCGCGGUAAAACUAGCGGUGCUAGACGUUCGCAGGAAUACUGAGGAGUAAGCCAACAUACAUUGGCAUACUGGGGGGGAGUGUAACGAACGUCAAAACACGAAUGUCGUGUUAACGGUAAUUUUGAAAACGAUCCAACCUUGCAACGAUCCAACCUUGCCGUGAAUAUGAACUACAGAGAAUUGACAGAAGAGAGCGAGGAAGGAUGAGACCGAGGAAAGACGCCAAGAAAGCAAGAACGCAAAAACGAACGAAGCGGAAUUGUGAAGUUGUGGAAUUAAGUAUAAAUAAACGACAAUAAAUGUUUUUAUCCGUCGAUAAACUGGCGCGAUCAAAUUCAUAAAGUGUGAAGUAAAUUUAAUUUCAAACAACAUUCAUAUUGGGAUCACACCAAGGUGGAAUGUAUAAUGAGGUGUAGUUAUAGCGCUUUUGGCGAUCCCCCCCCUGGGCUCCGAUUUUGACAGAUGGUUUUCCGCUUGUAUAUGUAUUGAUGGAUUGUUUACGUUUUGCAUGGUCAAUAUUUGGUGGAGAUCAAUUUGGGUGAAUAUUUUAGUUUAUUAGAACACAGUCCGUGAUUUAAAAUGGAAAUUUUUCUUCGAGAACUUGAAGCGUUCGUCAAAAGCGGAAAACUAACUGUCAGUUUUCUUCGUCGAUUCUUCUUCCACCUAGCUGUCAAAACGGGCUUAUAACUUGACCUGAUAUCUUUACGGUCCUUGGAUCACACAAAAAAAUAUCAAAUAAUGACACACGUGCAUGAACAUGCUUACUAGUUUGGUUAUCGUUGUACAUAAAUGUAAUAAAAUACAUUUUAAUCAUUAUUAAGUUUAUAAUUUUCUUUCUGAUUAUUUAAAAAAACACUGAUGUUUGUUUUAAUUUAAACCGCUUUGAAAAUAGCAAUAUAUAUGAUAGAAUUAGAACUCGCUAAUUGCAUUUAUAUCAUAUGUCUACAAAAAAAAGAUAGAUUUUGUUUAUGAGAAAGACAUUUUGUAACACGACUAAUGUCUGCGUAUUUUGUCAUGUUUGUUAUUUUAUACAAUGUGGAUAAACUGACUUUUUCUCAUAUUUAUGUGAACAACUCGGAUUUUUUGUAUUCAAUUGAAAAAGCAGACUUGCAAUUGGCGAGGUUUGAAUGUAUUUGACUUCGCCACAUGGCAGCUCGCAUAUCUGUCAAGUCAGAAACGUAAACAAACACGGACAACCGCCCGUAAAGAUUGUGUGCAGAAUAAUCGUAAAAUUUUAUGUGAAAACUCGGGAAAAGGAAAAACAUCAUUUCAUCCCGAAAUUUGGCAACAUUCGUCCGAGUAUGAUCGAGCAGCUGUGUGUGUGUAUGCCGACGAAAUACGACGCCGUUUCUACAACAAUCACUAAAGCCGGCUGUGAUCGUGAUCGGCACAUUCUCAACUGGACCAACACACCGGUCGUUGUGUAUCUUCAAGCAAACCAACGUUGCCAUACACCACAAAAUAGCAUGGAAAGGAAAGUAUUAAAAAGUAAUGUCAUAUUUGAAAGCAUUCUAAUCUUUCAUUGUUAUUUUUCCACUGCAAACAGGACAUUGGAUCACCGCAUCGACAAGUGGUUUUUAUGUGCAAGUGUUGUUAAGAAGUGUGUUGUACGGUGUAUUACGUGUUUUACUUUAUUUGUAUCGCUUUGCAAGUGUUACAAUUAGUGCGUUUAAUCGUUGUAACCCAAAUAGCCAGCUCGUACUUUAUAGCUGAUUUAGGGCUGUUUAACGAAAAAUCGUUCCGAUGUCGUACUUUGUGGCUGAUUAAGAGAUAGACGGUACUUUGCGGAACUAUAGAGCUUUUUAACAGGCACAUGGUACUCUUUGGAACUUUGCGGCUGAUUAACACUAUGUGUAGGGUUAAUGAUGGAACUUUAAGGCUUGUUAAGAACGUGUACCGAACUUGGUGGAACUUUAUAGCUUUUUAAUGCAUGACAUCGGUACAAGGUGGGUCUUGUCAAAGUGUCAAAGACAGACGCCGCCAAUCAUCUCAUUGCUGCUGUACAAGUUAGAUUAGUUCUUUGAAGAAGGGAUUUUGAAGGAAGUGAUUGUUAUUGUACAGUAAAUUGUGAUACGUUUCGUGUAAUUUAUGAAUAUUAAGGAUUGAAAAAUAUACACAUGUACACAAACAAAACAAAUCCUGUUGUUUAUUUCAUCGAUGACGCUUGCUUGAAAAUAAAACACAAAGAAAAAUAAUCCCCGGCACCGUAGCUUAAGGAAGCUGCUUAGGCGCUAUUUAGAAGGACCGCCUGGAACUUUGAUGCUGUUUAUCUACUGCAAAAGGCGAAUUAGAGCAGCGAUCUUUAGCGUGACAAAAUGAGCUGCUUAAACAAUUCUGGCUAUUUGGGAAUACAGCUAACAUAAGAUUUACCCGAGCAUUAGAAGCGGCAACAAUACAUGUGCCUGACGCAGAGACAACAACGCCGUCGGCAUCCGUUGAUACCAUCCAAAGUGAUGGUUGAAAUCGUAUUUAAACGUGUAAAACCAUGUAUUGGGGCAUGUAAGUAUUGAAUAAUAGCUAAAUAAAAUACAUUUUAUCGUUGUACUGGACAA